UGGCUGAAAAUUCGCUUAAUGAGCAGCAGUCUCAAUCUACAGUUAAUCUCAGAACUUGGCCUAGAGCUUCUUUAUCCCAGAGGUAGUAACUUCAACCUAAUCUUCCAAGCUUAUCACAAUAAUUCCCCCAUUUUAAAGUUCAGAUCACUCAACGAUCUGCAACAAAGAAUUCAACUUGAGAAGGCUAUUAAAUUGGCAAGGCAACGUCUACAUGAAAGAAAACUUAAUGCGAAACCAGAGGAAAAUCAAGCAGGAAAUAGUGAAACUGAUAUUUUAAACCAACAAAACACUUGCCAAAAAAUCACGUCAAAAUUAUUAAAAGCAUUAGAACGAAUCAGGGACACUAAAAAUGAACAGCUUUUACAAAGAUCAGGAAUUAGAAGGAGAAAAAGAAGGGAAUCCUUGGCAUCGGAUGAACCACACUUUGGAUCUAUGAUAUUAGUUGGAACGUUACAAAAAGAACAAGCUAAAGCUUUACAACGAGGAAUGGCAGCUUUCAAAGUUGAACAAAGCCUUGUAGAUAGAAGGAAAUCCAUUCCAAUAUUGACAGAUGAUUUGCCUAGUAAAUCGUUGGAAGAAGGGUUGGAGAGGACUUUGGAACCUACUACAAUUGAGGAAGAAAAGGGAGAAAUUGACACCAUCCUUUGCCUAAUCAACUAUUUGCCUUUAUUUACAAGCUUAGUUGGUGCCUUACUAUUGCUUUUAUUUGGAGCCUUCCUGUUCAGAUUAAUUGAUGAAAAAAUUGCGGAACAACCAUUCCAUCGCGCAGUUCUCUUUACUUUUCAAGCUGUAGCAACUAUCGGGUGGGGCGACAUACGGCCAGGGAAUAAGUUGAGUCAGGCAUUUUGCACCCUAUAUACAAUCUUUGGUGUUCCUAUAUUCUUCUCGGCAUUGGCCAAUGUGGGAAGAUUAAUUUCUGAUUUUUAUACGCUCGACUGGCUUUUCCUUACUUGUGUUGUCCGCCCAAUGAGCAAGGAUAAAAUUGGACCUUCAGCACAAAAACAGAUAGCAUUGAGAAAGUCCUUAUAUCUGCUUUGUGUUCAUCAACUGAUUGGAAUGUUUAUAUAUGGAGCUCUUCUAAAACAAUACACGCCGAUUGUUGUACUUUAUUUUUGCCUUACUUCAAUGGCUACUAUAGGCAUUGGAGAUUAUCAUCCUGAUGCAGCCAGCUUAUGGCAAGCCCUCGUGGCAAUCAUUUUCAUGAGCAUUGGAAUGGUUCUAUUAGCCUCACUAUUAAUUGCCUUGGCUUAUCAUUUCCAAACUAUAUUCUUUGUACACCUACAGGGGUGGUUGCAACGAAAAUUUGAUGAAAGGAAAUAGAUGAUUGAUACUCUAAAUUAUGACAUAUCCUAGAAAUUCUCUUAAAAAUUUAUUGAGAGACUAGACAAUUUAAAAAAAUUUGGAAACAAUAUGAAACGAAAUAGAGGACUUAACAUUGUAAAAUAUUUAGAUUUAAUAUUAAAAAUGAUAUGUA
This is a messenger RNA of Meloidogyne enterolobii, 1474 nucleotides long. The record is from the annotation of a GenBank genome assembly. NCBI's taxonomy places the organism in Eukaryota, Metazoa, Nematoda, Chromadorea, Rhabditida, Meloidogynidae.